Molecule: messenger RNA, 6995 nt
Organism: Pocillopora verrucosa
Lineage: Eukaryota; Metazoa; Cnidaria; Anthozoa; Scleractinia; Pocilloporidae
Product: filamin-A
Biological process (GO): actin cytoskeleton organization
Molecular function (GO): actin filament binding
Source: RefSeq, a predicted model, not a curated record
UGCAUUCGAGCACAUCUUGCAGUUCAUAACACAUGUAAAUUAGUUGUGUACAUAUUUUUGACCAGCUUUCGAAAUCGGCAUUGUUUUCACGGUUGUUUUAUCUUGUCAAAUAUGUAGAGAGGGUGUGUACGGAACCAAGGAAGGAAGCCUGAAAAAAGAAAUUGUGUUUAAUAGGGGCGAAGAGGAGGAUUCAGUGAUAUGACUUCCCUGAUCGAACGCGAACAAGCAAGUAUAAAGAGCCCCAGAAGUCCUGGUCGACCGAGUAGUGGCCAGUUUAGCUUCAAGGGAUCUCUAUACGUGGCUCACAAUGAGAAAGAUUGGAUCGAAAUUCAGAAGAACACGUUCACAAAUUGGUGCAACGUUCAAAUUCAACCGUACGGUGUACAAAUUACGAGUGAUCUAGCUGAGGCGUUCCAAGAUGGACUUUCACUUGUGUACCUGGUUGAAUCGAUUUCCACGAAGAAAGUUGGUCGAUACAACAAGAACCCGAGGCUGUACGCACAGAAACUUGAAAAUAUCACCAGCGCUUUGAAGUUACUACAGAGCGACGGGAUAAAGUUAGUCAACAUUGGGAACGAGGACAUUGCCAAUGGGAACGUGAAGCUAAUUUUAGGUCUAAUAUGGAGGUUAAUCCUUCACUAUCAGAUCAGUUCAAGUGGCAGCGCCUCAGGCAAGCAGCUGCUGUUGUUAUGGUUGAAAAAUGCAAUCCCUGACAUGGUAAUCCGGAAUGUGACAACGGACUGGAACGAUGGUAGAGCUCUGAGCGCCCUCAACGAGUUCUGCCAACCAGGUCUGUGUCCAAACUAUAAGAGUCUAAACCCAGAGGCAAAACUGUCGAACACGAGCGAUGCCAUGAAUGCUGCUGAGAAAAACUUCGGCAUCCCGAAAGUUCUUUCUCCGGAAUUCUUCGUCAGUCCGUAUGUCGACGAAUUGAGUAUGAUGACGUAUUUGUCGUAUUAUACACAACCGGGCUCCAUCGGAGAAAAACGAACACUGCAAUUUAUCAAUGAUUCGGCACCAGGCUUGAACGUGCGUAAUUUCAACACCGAUUGGAAUGAUGGAAAGAAAUUAUUGCAGUUUCUUGAAGCUCAGUGCCCUGGAAUUGUUCCAGGGUACGAAAAUAUUGAUCGGAAUAGUCCGUUAGAAAACGCUAAGCUAGGGCUGGAUAUCGCGGAGGAGAAAUUCGGAGUAAGGAAAGUUUUAACCCCGGAGGAACUUGUCAGUCCCGAUGUGGACGAGCUCAGCGUCAUGGCGUAUAUGUUGCAAUUUCGUACAGCUGAUAAACUGCAAAGUCAUGCGCACAUCUUCAAGGCGGACGGCAACGGAAUUAAGCGGGGAGUUCGCGGGAAAACUUCUGAGUUUUUUAUAUACGGUCGCAAAGAUAUCGGUUUUGAUGGGGUACGUGUCCAUAUCCGAGGUCCGGACGGGGAGGAUUCCGUGCCAGUAGAAACACAAGUUGAAGCAGACGGCUCUCUCAGGUGCAAAUUUGUUCCCUUUGAAAGCGGCAUUCACACGAUCUCUGUAAAGCACUACGGUAAAGAAGUCCCUAAGGGCCCCUUUCAAGUGAUGGUGCAUGAGAACGUGGCAGAUGUUACGGUUUCUGGCGUAGGGAUCAAGAAUGCUGUCGUCUUCAAACCGGCAGAGUUCAUUGUUCAAACCAACGACGAGAAUUCCCCCCCGGUCUCGGCGGUAGUAGAAGGACCGACCAAAACAGCGAACUGCAAUAUGGAACCUCUUGGAAAUGGAAAGUGGCGGGGAUAUUUUGUACCGCGGGAAGUGGGAGAGCACAAGAUUCGCAUUGAGGUCGGAGACACACCCCUGCUCGGAAGUCCCUUUACAACGAAAGUAGGAGAUCCAACCAAGUGCAAUGUAGCUGGGAGCGAAACUGCUCGCAACCCGACCAUAGGACGUCCCUCCUCCUUCGAUGUUGAUACUUCCGGGGCGGGACUGGGGGAACUGGCUAUCCAAUGCCGAGGCCCCGUAGGGAAUGUCCCUGUCGACGUGAAACCCACUGCACCCGGACGAUACAACGUAUCGUUUACUCCUAACAAGCCCGGGGAAUAUAAUAUUCACUUCGUAUUCAACGGGGAUGACAUACCGGGAAGUCCAGUCAAGACGAUAGUGAGUGAUCCCAGCCGGAUUGUAGCUCACGGAGAUGGUUUGCAUCAGGUUACUACAGAUUCUGAAGCAGAAUUCUUCAUUACACUUCAUGGCGCUGGUGAUGGAGAACUGAAAGUGUAUGGCGAGGCUCCAUAUGGGCACUUUCCUGUGGAUCUGCUACAGUCUCCUAAUGAAAAGGACACCUACAUUGUGCGGUACACUCCUCAGGGGGUGGGUCUGCACAAAAUCCAUAUCAACUUUGCUGGGGAACCAGUUCAGGGCAGCCCGUACAUAGUGAAGGUGGCGGACCCCAGACAAGUGACUUUGAAUACACGUGAGUUGGAGCGCGAACCAAAGCGCUUUACUGUCCGUCACGAGGUGGACAUACCUGUGCAGGUGCCUAGCUCUGCUGGAGAGGGCCAACUGGAGGCUGCUGUUGUGGGCCCCGACCAGGAAAGUGUUCCCUCUAGUGUGACAAAGGAUGACGAUGGAUAUUAUCAUAUCCGGUUUGUACCUCGUCAAACUGGAGAACACAGAGUGAUGGUCAUGUAUGGUGGCAAGGAAGUGUCAAGUAGCCCUUAUGUCAUCCGUAUACGAGAUGCCACCAGUAUGAAGGUCAAGGUCACCGAGAUGGAGCAGAUGAGAACUGGUUACUCAGCGCAAAAAGAGGUUGAUGUUCCUAUCGAAGUUCCAGAAGAAGUUGAUGAGAUUUCCGCCACCGUCCAAGACGAGGAUGGCAAACCUAUAAAGUCAACGUUGACCUUUGAACCAGACGGCUUAUACCACGUGAGAUUUGUUCCGCACAAACCCGGUCGUUACACUGUAGAUGUGCGCUGUGGAGGACAGUCCAUAGAGAACAGCCCCUUCGUAAUGAAAAUCUCAGAAGCGGAGACAGUGUCGGUAAAACUGAAAGAGUUUGAAAAACAGGAGGGAGUUAGCUAUCACGUGGGGUACGAGGUAGACGUGCCCAUGGAGAUACCAUCCGAAGUAGAUGAAGUGUCAGCUGUGAUUUAUGACCCGGAUGGAAAUAUUGACAAGUCAACUUUCAAGAAGGAAUCUGAUGGUCUUCACCAUUUGAGGUUUACUCCCAAAAAGAUUGGACAGUACAAGGUGGAUAUUCGCUGUGGUGGACGCUCAGUGGAAAACAGCCCAUUCCCCUUGAACGUGGCCCAGCCAAAAACGGCCGUUGUUCGUUUACGCCAACCAGAGGAGUCUGAAAACAAGUAUUUAGUUCGCCGUGAACUUGACAUAGCACUUGACGCGGCAGAAGGUACCAGGAACCUGUCUUCAUAUGUAGACGGACCCGAUGAGGAGAAUGUUCCAGCAUCUUUUGAUAAAGGAGACGAUGGCUUGUACCAUGUUAAGUUUGUACCUUACAAGCCUGGAACCUACAAGGUUCAUGUUAAGAGUAACGGCACUCCAGUAGCCAGUAGUCCAUUCCUAAUCAAGGUCGGCGACCCAGGCAAGGUCCAAGUUGCGCAUGUCCGUAGUGAGGAACUGUAUGCAGAGCGAGUCAUUAAGAACGAAGUGGAUUUAGCCGUGGAAAGUUCAUAUGACAUGACUGAUGAAGAUUUCUCCGCCAGAGUCACAGGCCCCGAUGGAGAAAAUGUCCCCUGUCACGUGAACAAGGGGCCUGACAAUCGGCAUCACGUUAGGUUUACUCCUCAUAAGGCUGGUCCAUAUAAGGUGGACGUUCGUUACCGGGGCGAGCCCGUACAAGGCUCUCCUUUCACUGUCAACGUCACGGAUCAGGGACAGGGGGGCCCAGUAGUGAAUUUCAACGAAUCCGAUCGAUUUUUCGAGAACCGCGAGGCAGACAUCCCCAUUAUGAUCCCAGAGGGUUCAUCAGCAGAUUACCUCAAGUGCCGCGUUACUGAUCCAGAGAUGGAGUUACUUGAUUACGAGCUGACCUACGACCGAGGCUCCAACUUAUAUCACGUGCGAUUUGUACCGAAGAGACCUGGGCGCCACAGAGUAGACGUGGAAUACGAUGGUGUUCCUGUGGAUGGUUCGCCGUUUAUGAUGAAUAUUGAAGGAACCGAAGGACAUAAGAAGGUUUUUGCCUCGGGAGACGGAAUUAAAGGAGGAAUGGUGAACGAGAAGAUAGAUUUCAUGGUGGACGCCCGCACUGCCGGCCGGGGCAAGCUGACUGGGAAGCUUACCGGAGUCAAAUAUCACACUGAUGUAGAAGUCAUUGACUUGAAGGACGGGAGGUACGCAUGUCACUACUUGGUACCACAGGCUGGGGCUUAUGUCCUCUCACUAAUGUGGAAUGGACAGCACAUACCUAACAGUCCUUAUAAGGUCACUAUCAGAGAAGCACAAGCUAUGAGCGCCAAAAGUUGUUUUGUUGAAGGGAGCAUGCUCAAGGAGGGCACUGGAGCCACAGUGGGCCAAGCCAUGGGGUUCAGCAUCAACAGCAAAGAUGCAGGCCCAGGGCAACUGUAUGUCCGCUGUCAAGGACCCACAAAGGACUGUGAUUGCACAGUGUUCGACAACAAGGAUUCUACUUAUCAAGUACAAAUCUUUCCUUCCGAAGUUGGGAACCAUCUCGUGUAUGUGGAGUGGGGAGGAAGACCUGUACAUGGAAGUCCCUUUUUGGUACGCGUGGGACAGCCCCCUGAUCCCAGUAAAGUUCGUGUGUACGGUCCUGGUUUGGAGAACGGAUUGCUACGAAAUUUCAAGGGUGAAUUCCUGGUAGAAACCAAAGGUGCUGGUCCGGGAACACUUAAGAUCAGAAUCCAUGGACCCAGAGGGGCCUUCAAAGUGGAGAUGUACCGGGACACAUCAAAGGAGCGUUCUAUUGGAGUGCGAUACAACCCCACAGAGGCGGGGCGGUACAUUAUUAACAUCAAAUGGGCCGAUCAGCAUAUACCCGGAAGUCCUUUUGAUGUCACGAUAGUUGAAACAAGAGACGAACUUGAAUCGCUUAAUGAAUUGAAGGACAAUGCAGUUCUAUUUCAACAAAGGGAUGCUAGAUUAUAGGAGACUGGUAGCUAGUAAUUUUUAAACCUGUACCCAACCUUUUCUCGGUCAGUUAUUCCCAAGAUGGCGACCGUAAGGCUGAAAACUCCGCAUUUUGAAUCAUCUCGAUCUAUCAAUCUGACCUAUAACUGCUAAAUUUUUUUGUUAUUUUAGUCGGUGCUAGGUGGUCGAUCUAUGGAGACAGUGUAAGUCUGGGAGGGAAAAAAUGGCGUGCUUUCACAGACUUCAUGGCUUUCUCUCGCACGUUGUUUUCGAUUCCACCGACUUAGAGUCUGGCAUAUGCUGAUUUCUUUUUCAAUUAUUGCAGUUGUCACAUAUCGGUGUUAGCAGUUAUUGAUUUAAAAACUUAGAGCAGGGGGGAGGGGAGGGUAGUUGGAGAGGCUGAGUAAAAAAUGCGGUCUUUUUGUCGGUGAAUAUUCAAAAUUAUUAUCCAACUGCACAAAGUAGAAUACAAAUAACGCGCGAACAGAGUGCAAAUAUCCUGCGAUAUUGUACGGUUAUUUGGACAGUAGGUUAUUUUGCACUGUAAAAAAACCUGUUUAACCAGUUGGCUGCGCGCGCUACGCUUCUCUAUCCGCUUUGCUUUUCCCGUGUGAUGAGAAAUGAUCAGAAGAACUUAGCAGAAAAAAAAAGCAGUUGGUUAAUAAAUAGUUUCUUAGACGUUUUGGUUCGUAGUAUCGCUGAGUAUUUUUAAAAGUUGUGCCACAUGGGCGAGUAAAAUUCCAAACAACGAGUAAAAAUACUCGGCGAUACUACACAUCAAAACGUCUCAUAACAUAUAUGUAUUUAUGGAUACAUAGCCUGCUUUCGUGAGUGUCGAGGUUAAUGCCUGUUUUCUAAGCAAUUCCGCUGAGUAUGCGGUAUGAACCUUUGUAUUACGUCGUAAUCACUGACCUUGCCAUUGGCGGGCUGAAGACAACAUCAUUUUGAUUGACAGAAUUUUGGAUUGAUAUGGUUUACCUGGGUUUCCUAAAGGCACUGGGCGUGUUUACAGUUACCCAUAGUGAAUGUUUGGAGGAGCACGAUAUUUUUUUAAAUUCUCGGAAUUGGUAUUGGAAUAUCAUACACACAACUACUGUAUUUACUCUCAACUCAUGAAAAAAUGCUCAAUCGUACCUGCACAGACUAAAAUGGGCACGAAUAAAAACAGAUCUUAGAUCUGAAGGGGUGUAUUUUGAUGUUCGUCAGCCAAAUUUAAAUAGUCCUAUUUAAGGUAACCAUUCGAUAUUUAUAUGGUACUUUGGUUAGAUUUAAUCUACUGGUUUAAAAUAGAUAUGCUGAUAUGGUUUUAGUACGAUAGCAGUAAACACGGGUGCGUAAUUUCAAGGUUAAUCAAACCUAAUUUAUCAAUGUGUAUUGCACAUAACUACAUACUGUGCAACCAAAAAUAUUCGUUAAUUUUGUAGUUUGUUUUAAUUGUUUUAAUUGUUUCAUCUAUCUUAAACAACCAGGAUUGAGUAUUUACAUAUUUUAGAACUUUUGGAAGAGUUUACCUCGAUUAUGUUUUGACGGGCUUGAAAAGCAUAAUUCUCACUAUAUUUAAACCUAAUACUAAAAGUUUCCUCGCAAAGGUGGAGGAAAAAAGAAAAAAAAAACAAACAAAAAUAUCAAGUUAGAGACGUGGAAGGAAUCUAGGUGAUCCAGGGUAAGAUUAAUAUUUUCAAAAGGUAGUGUGUAUUUUAUUUUUAGUCAGGGCAUGGUGUGAGCUUGCAGAGAUUGGAAGCAGCAUAGAAAUCUUUUACUACCGUUGUAGGGGUUGAGCUGCAGCAGAGUGGAGUGAACUUCCCAUAAUGAUAGCCGAUGGAUCGAGUAGAAAUUCCAGCAGAAGGCUGUCCUUUUCUACAUCGAUACAUUUUAAGGUUUUUAGCUAGAUUUUUUCCUUAUGUGUAAAUAAAAGUCUAUUUUGGCCA